Acaromyces ingoldii is the source of this 3312-nucleotide messenger RNA. RefSeq names its product putative ribosomal elongation factor EF-2. The coding region runs from base 36 to 3041 and encodes 1001 amino acids. The record is from RefSeq and is a predicted model, not a curated record. Gene Ontology annotation, cellular component: cytosol; U4/U6 x U5 tri-snRNP complex; U2-type catalytic step 2 spliceosome. The transcript has a single exon. Gene Ontology annotation, biological process: mRNA splicing, via spliceosome. Lineage: Eukaryota; Fungi; Basidiomycota; Exobasidiomycetes; Exobasidiales; Cryptobasidiaceae. Gene Ontology annotation, molecular function: translation elongation factor activity; GTP binding; GTPase activity.
CGAGACUGACUUGCGAAGGAAGGGAAGCGAGCAAGAUGGACGAUUACGACGAGUUCGGGAACUACAUCGGAGCGCUGUCGGACUCCGAUGCAGGCUCGGAUGUGGGCGGCCAGGAGGAGGAGGAGGAGCAGUUGCCGCCGCUCGAAGGAAUGGGCGACGAGCCACCGCCGUUGGAAGGGUACGACGAUGACGACGACGAUGAUGAUAUGGAUGAUGGGGCUGCCGCGCGGGCGAGGCUGCAGAGGACCGAGGAACAAGGUCUGGCGCUGAUGCAGGUCGAUGAGGCACCGCAGAACGCUGUCGUUCUGCACGAGGACAAGAAGUACUACCCAUCAGCCAACGAGGUGUAUGGCGACGACGUAGAGACCAUGGUGCAGGAGGAGGAUGCGCAGCCGCUGACGCAACCGAUUGUCGAGCCGGUCAAGAUCCGCAAAUUUGCCAUAGAGGAGAAGGACUUGCCCGAAACAAGGUUCGAGCGUGCAUUCAUGAUGAAUCUCAUGAGCUUUCCCGACAUGGUUCGCAACGUCGCUGUCGUCGGUCAUCUACACCACGGCAAAACAUCUUUGAUGGACAUGCUUGUCCUCGAGACGCACAAAAUGGAGGAAGACGUAGAUAGGAGCAUGCGUUACACCGACACGCACAUUCUGGAGAGGAGUAGAAGGAUCUCCAUCAAGUCCUCGCCCCUCUCGCUCGUACUGUCGAAUACCAGGUCAAAGUCUUACCUCGUCAACCUCAUCGAUACCCCUGGCCACCCAAACUUUCAAGACGAGGUAGCGGCGGGCGUCAGGGUGGCUGAUGGCAUCAUUCUCGUCGUUGAUGUCAUUGAGGGCGUAAUGGUGGGCACAGAGGCCGUCAUCAAGCAUGCCAUCCGAGAGGGACUCCCCAUCGUACUGGUCCUCAACAAGAUCGACCGGCUCAUUCUGGAGCUCCGCUUGCCACCUCAGGAAGCCUACUUCAAGAUCCGCCAUGCCAUCGACGAAGUCAACAAUGUCAUUGCCUCGCAUGAUACUGAUCCCGCGCGGAAGCUCGGACCCGAAAGGGGCAAUGUUGCUUUUGCCUCGACACAAGCUGGCUGGUGCUUCACCUUGCGAUCCUUUGCACAAAUGUAUGCCGACACCUACGGAGGCAUUGACGUCGAGGAAUUCGCCAAGCGUCUCUGGGGUAAUAUCUACUACAGCCCAGAGUCGCGCAACUUCUCUAGAAAGGCCCCCGACCCAGAAGCCAAGCGAUCCUUUGUCCACUUCAUCCUCGAGCCACUCUACAAGCUCUAUACGCAGGUCCUUUCGAGCGACACAGACAGCCUCCGGGCAACACUUUCCUCUCUUGGUAUCCACCUUAGACCAGCUGUUUUCAAAAUCGACGUCCGGCCACUCCUCAAACUUGUUCUGCGUCACUUCUUCGGCGAAAGCACUGGCCUCGUCGACAUAAUCGUCGACAAUGUCCCCUCACCCAAGGAAGGUGCUGCCAAAAAGAUAGACCGCAUCUGGACCGGUCCCAAGGCUGGAAGCUUGUACGAGUCGAUGAGGGCAUGCGACGCAGACGGGCCCCUGGUGGUUGGCGUCUCCAAGCUGCUGCAGACAACGGACGCACUCGAAUUCAGGGCGUUGGGUCGGGUACUCAGUGGAACUGUCAAGGUGGGCGAUCGUGUCAGGGUGCUUGGCGAAGGAUUCUCGCAAGACGACGACGAAGACUCAGUCAUGGCGACUGUCGAAGGCGUGUGGGUACACGAGAGUCGCUACUCGGUCGAGUCAGAGGGCAUUCCGGCAGGGUGCUGGGCAUCGUUGAGCGGGGUCGACGCAAACAUCACAAAGACUGGUACCGUCGUCGCAUCCUCCAUUGACCCGGAGGAUCUGCACAUCAUCGCGCCACUGUCCCACAUGACGCAGUCAGUGCUCAAGGUGGCUGUCGAGCCGCUGGUGCCGUCUGAGCUGCCAAAGAUGCUCGAAGGCCUGCGAAAGAUCAACAAGAGCUACCCACUCGCGGUGACAAAGGUCGAGGAGAGUGGUGAGCACAUCAUCUUGGGCACCGGCGAGCUGUACCUCGACUGCGUCAUGCAUGACCUGCGGAAGCUCUUCGGCGAAAUUGAGAUCAAGAUCAGCAACCCCGUCGUGCGCUUUGCAGAGACAGUCGUCGAGACGAGCGCUGUCAAGUGCUAUGCUCAAACGCCCAACCGAAAGAAUAAGAUCACGAUCAUCGCCGAGCCACUCGAGAAGGGCAUCGCAGAGGACAUCGAAUCAGGACGGGUGAACAUCCAUAUGCCACCUAGAGAACUUGGCAAGCAUUUCCAGGAGAGGUACGGCUGGGAUCUCCUCGCCUCGAGGUCCAUCUGGGCCUUUGGACCUGACGAUGGUGGGCCAAACAUCCUCGUCGACGAUACGUUGCCGUCCGAGGUCGACAAGAAGCUCCUGUACACGGUCCGUGAGAGCAUCAAGCAAGGGUUCCAGUGGGGCACGCGAGAAGGUCCUCUGGCAGAUGAGCCGGUGCGCAAUGUCAAGUUCCGCAUCCUUGACGCUCAGCUCGCCGAUCAGCCAAUCGCCCGUGGUGGUGGUCAACUGAUCCCAACUGCUAGGCGGACAUGCUAUGCGGCGAUGCUGCUUGCUACGCCGAGAUUGAUGGAGCCCAUCUACUUUGUCGAGGUGCAAGCGCCCGCCGACUGCGUCUCGGCCGUCUACACCGUCUUGGCGAGACGACGAGGCCAUGUGACGCAAGACGUUCCCAAAGCCGGCAGCCCUCUCUUCACCGUUCGUGCAUUUAUUCCCGUUCUCGACGCAAACGGCUUUGAGACGGAUCUUCGGACGCACACGCAGGGGCAGGCCUUUUGCCUGCAGGUCUUCAGCCACUAUGCCGUUGUGCCUGGCGACCCACUGGACAAGGACAUCAAGCUUCGCCCGCUCGAGCCCGCGCCUGCUCUGGGGCUGGCGAGAGAUGUCACGCUCAAGACGCGGCGUAGAAAGGGUCUGGCGGACCAAAUUGCCAUUUCUUCCUAUCUCGACUCGGAGCUGGCUGUGGCUCUUGCGGCAAGCGGCUUUGAGCUGAGCUAGAAUCAUGCCGUCUGCCGGCUCGCUCACUCCCUCCACUCUCCCUACGCGCUCACUGAUGUUGUAACACUACCAAAAUGACAAUCUCGAUGUCCUUUCUUUCUAUUCAUGUCGCUCUUUGGACUUUCUUUCAUUUUGGACAACCCAGCCGAGACAUUUCAUUCACCGUCCCGGUCCGUCCGCCACUUUUCUUACUGCUUCCCGAUCCGAUUCCGCCUCACGUCCGCGGCCACCCACACACCUUGUGUGCAAAAUGCAUGGCAUCACAACCUGU